AGUGGGAAGCCUGAGCUGGAAGGAGCAUCACAGUGUUAGCAUCAGCUGCUGACGCCCGCUCGGGACACAGGAGCCCGGACUCCUCCGCCCUCAGCGCCCUCUCCCUCCUCCCCAUCGCCACUCCGCACCUCCUGCAGGCAGCUUCGCAGCAUCACCACCUUGGAGAGUGGCAGUGCUGGGCAGGCAUCAUCCCGUGCGUCCCCCCCUCCACCUCCAGGGCGCCCCGCGCGCUGCACCCUCUGGGCUCUGACUGCAGCCCAUUGAGGUGUUUAGAAAGGGAGCCUAGGCGGCAGCUCUGGCACUUUGAGUGGGUGUGGGGCUAGGAGGAGGAGGGAGGGAGGGAGGGAGGGGGGUGAAACUUUGGAGCCCAGAUGACUGUGGGUUCCUCAGUGCUGCGUGGAGGCUGCUGCUACUCCUGCUCCUGGCACCUGGCGCAUUUCCCCCGCAGGCACAGCCCGAGGAGCGCUGUUUGCACAGAGGGAGUGAAGGACGCUGGCAGCAGCAGACAAGAGCCCCUGAGUCCUUCGCAGGUUUGCCUGUCCUUCCCCGCGAUCUGAUUGGAUAAAGUGGGGACUCGACGGUGGCCGACGUGGGACAGUCUGGCUGUGGCAGGGGUCUUGGAAACCAUGGGUUAUUGCAGUGGCAGGUGCACGCUUAUCUUUAUCUGUGGCAUGCAACUGGUUUGCGUGCUGGAGAGGCAAAUAUUUGAUUUCCUUGGAUACCAGUGGGCACCGAUCCUGGCAAAUUUUAUCCAUAUUAUCAUCGUCAUUCUGGGUUUAUUUGGAACUAUUCAAUAUAGACCUCGCUACAUAACAGGAUAUGCUGUCUGGCUAGUCCUCUGGGUUACAUGGAACGUUUUUGUUAUCUGCUUCUACUUGGAGGCUGGAGAUCUCUCCAAGGAAACAGAUCUGAUUCUGACUUUUAAUAUCUCAAUGCACCGUUCUUGGUGGAUGGAGAAUGGCCCAGGAUGUACGGUGACAUCGGUGACACCAGCCCCCGACUGGGCCCCAGAGGACCAUCGCUAUAUCACCGUCUCAGGGUGUUUGCUCGAGUACCAGUACAUAGAAGUGGCACACAGUUCUCUCCAGAUCAUCCUUGCACUGGCAGGGUUCAUCUACGCCUGUUAUGUUGUGAAAUGUAUUACUGAAGAAGAGGACAGCUUUGAUUUCAUAGGUGGAUUCGACUCUUAUGGCUAUCAAGGUCCACAGAAGACAUCUCAUUUACAACUACAGCCCAUGUACAUGUCCAAGUAAGCAACGUGACUUCAGUGUGUCAGCUCAAGGACCUUUCAAAGAACUCGUUUCACAAUGGCCUCCUGUGUUUUACAAAGAGCAAGAAGCAACCUGUGUUUAAAAAAUAAUAAAUAAAUAAAUUUUAAAAACCCACAACCGACACCACCAAGCAUAAGCUGAGACACAAAAAAAGAAAGAACUAGUUCCACUUGGCCUCUUCUUCCUAACAAACACAGACGGAUGCCCAGGAGACCCUCUCUCGGAUUUCCUGCAUGUACAGACAACUGCCAGGCCUUUGGAAGGUCCAAAAGGAGAAGUGUGGUGCCCUCUGCUGCCCAUUCUUUCCCCUUUCCCUUCUGCAUUCCAAUGAACGGAAGAGCCUCUGAAUGACGGUGACGUCCAGUUCCAAAUCAUUCUUGACAGCCCUCCAUCCACCUGAUAGCACCAAGUCUCCUUAGUGUAAUUACAAAACAAUAAUAACAGUAAUAAAUAAUAAUAAUAAUAAUGAAACCAUACCAUGAUGACCUUGUCUAGACCGAAGACGUCUAGCUAGACGGCAGGUUGUUUGCCCUAAAGGCUGUACGGUACAUACUUGCCUUAACCCAUCUAAGUUGUACGCCAGAGAGAACUCACUCAGUGUAGAUACUCUCUGAAGUCACCUCCUUCAGGCUGCUGUUAGUGCUGGGGAGAGGGAGGGAGAGGGGGAGAAGAAACCCAGUUUUAAGUCAGCGCGUUUCAUGUCAGGGAACAAGACUGCCUAGUUCAGCCGCUCCAGAGCUUCUGUGGGAUAAACUGCCAGCUGUCAGUGAAGUGCUUUACUCUUGAGCCGACACAGUGGCCAAAAAAAAAAAUAAUAAUAAUGAUAACAAUAAUAAUCUUGAUGAUAAUCUUUAUAAUACUCCAUAAGGUCUUGGGGAGGGGGACAUAGGGGAUGGGGUGAUGGGAGACACAAAGCAAAACUCAUUAAACGACUAACCUUCCCCGCAACAGCUUCGUUAACCCCAUGCUUUUUAUUUAGUGCACUCUAGGUGCUUUUAUAAGUAACUUCCAAUAUGUCUUUUACUAACUCCACAAACAUCUGCAGAUUUCGUAUCAACAGAGGCCAACAGAAUAGGUAUUAGCUAUGUUUACUCUUUUAUAUCCAAUUCAAAUGGAAGAUCUGAUGUAAAGUGAAUCUUUUUUUUCUAACUUCCGCAUAUGAGAUUAUUUUUUGUGGGUGGGGGGUCGGGAGGGGAAAUAGUUACCUUGGUGAAAUAUUUGAGAUCUCUUUGUGGUAUUUGGGGGAUCCGUUGUGUGUUAGAGUGUGUAUUUUAAUCUUCCUGUAUUAUUGUGGCUGAAAAAAAAAACUGUGCUGUUAUGUAGUUGGCAACAAGAUGCCUUUGGGAACUUAAUAGUAGGUCAAUGUGUUUAUGGAAUACUCUAAACUCCUAGGAAAUUUUGUUUUGUUUUGAAUCUGUAUUUUCAGGCACUAUGUGGCUUUCAUUAGCGGUAAACAUAUUUCGUUAGGGCUUUUCAGGAACUUGGAUUGGCCUUGUUUCUUUUCUUGGAACCACCUUGGAUCACUUCAGAAGAAGGGUAAAUAAUAAUAAUAAUAAUAAUGCCCUCCUGCCGCCAUUAAGGGGCAAGUGAAUUCCAGGGCUUAGAACAGCUUAGGGUGACACAGAACAACCCUUUUCCUAGUUCUCUCUCCUUGGCAGAAGUUCUAAGAUGAUCUAUGUGGAACCUGAGCCUGCCCAUUACUACAGAAACAAGUCCUGUUUACUGUGUUUGCAUGGAUAUCUGUAUCUCACACAAAAUAUAUAUAUCUAUAUAUAUUUAUUUUAAAAAUUGUCUAGAAAACAGAGGAACAAAAGUUCUCCAUUGAAAAGUAAGCGACAAGACAGGUUCCAGGAAUUCUACUUGCAUUUUUUUCUAGUGGCUUAUACACGUGUGUCUAUAUAUACAUGUAUAAAACGUAAGAUCUCAAAUUUCUCAGUGAAACCUCAUCUCAUUCACAUAUUUUCUGCUUGUUUGGAUGAUAUCUUGGGGGGGUGGGGGAGAACAUUGACCGUGGGCUGGUCUUUUGGCAUCCAAACAUAAAGGCUACAUGAAGGGAAAGAUCAGAAUGUCAGCAUUUGUAUGAGAUUUUCCCUAGAUAUGCUUGUCACAAUGAGGUUUCACUGUGGCAUACAUGUGUAUGUAUGUAUGGGUAUUGGGGCAUAUGCCCACCCAGCACAUAAUAGGCCCUCAUAGUCCUACUUUAAGUUGCAGCCAAGUCACCAUCACCUCCUUCACACAUUAAAACAAGAAAUGAUGUUGACUACUAAUGUUCAGUGGACAGAACUGUCACGGGAGCAACUCGGAGCACAGUAAUGUGACUAUAUCUGGAAUAACAUCCAAGUUAGACAGCAGCUGUAUCCUCCUCAAAAUCCAGGAAAGAAUGCUAUUUUUCUAGGCUGGGCUUUUGUUAUAAAACCUAAUAUUCAGAGGGCAAGAGUUAUGAUCCUGAUGUGUCUUUUUCUUUCUUUUUCCUUGGCAUUUGUUAAUUCUGAAUGUAUUUUUAACAGAAGUGAUUUUUUUGACUUAUUAGUGUAAUUUGCAUUUUAAAAAUAAAUGAAAAAAAAAAGAAA
Molecule: messenger RNA, 3841 nt
Organism: Monodelphis domestica (gray short-tailed opossum)
Lineage: Eukaryota; Metazoa; Chordata; Mammalia; Didelphimorphia; Didelphidae
Gene: NKAIN2
Product: sodium/potassium transporting ATPase interacting 2
Biological process (GO): regulation of sodium ion transport
Source: RefSeq, a predicted model, not a curated record